AUGAGCGUAAGACAGUCUUCGAUAGAUUCACUCAGUUGUAAACACGAUUUCUACUCUGAAUUUCUUGGAGAUAUACAUGCAUCGGAAGAAACGACAGUCGCUCAUGUAUUUGUUACGCUUGGAGCAUCGGGAGACUUAGCCAAAAAGAAAAUCUAUCCCACAUUAUGGUGGCUCUACAGAGAUGGGUUGCUUCCACCCAAAACUCAUUUCAUUGGCUAUGCACGCAGUAAACUGCAAAUGGCUGACAUCCGUGAAAAAGCAUUGCCUUUCAUGAAGGUGAAAAAUGGGGAAGAAGAAAAGCUUGAGGCAUUCUUUAAGGUCAAUCAGUACAUAUCUGGUGACUACAACUCCCAGGCAGACUUUCAGAAGUUGAACCAACUGAUUGCAAAGAUAGGAUCAUGUAAUCGCAUCUUCUAUUUGGCUCUCCCACCUAAUAUAUUUGAGCCAGCAACAACUCAGAUCAAAAAUGUUUGCAUGUCUCAGAAUGAUCAGUGGACUCGAGUGAUUAUUGAGAAACCAUUUGGGAGAGACUUGGAAACUUAUUUGGCCCUGAGGGAUCACAUUAGUACUCUGUUCACCGAAGAACAGAUUUAUAGAAUUGAUCACUACCUUGGCAAAGAGAUGGUGCAGAACUUCAUGGUGCUGAGAUUUGGAAAUUCAAUCUUUAAUCCAAUUUGGAACCGCAACAGCAUUGCCAGUAUAGUCAUCAGCUUCAAAGAACCAAUAGGAACUCAGGGUAGAGGGGGGUAUUUUGACCAAUCAGGAAUCAUCAGAGAUGUUAUGCAAAACCACUUGCUUCAGUUGCUGUCCAUUGUGGCUAUGGAAAAGCCUCCAAGCACAAAUGCUGAAGAUAUCCGAAAUGAAAAGGUACGAGUCUUGAAGUGUGUUCCCCCUGUGAAUAUAAAAAAUGUUGUCCUGGGUCAAUACACUGGGAAACCAGGAGCUGAUGGUGAAGCUGCUCUAGGGUAUCUAGAUGACCCCACAGUGCCUAAAGAUUCUGUCACGCCUACGUUUGCUGCUGCUGUGCUGUUUGUCAAGAACGAACGUUGGGAUGGUGUGCCUUUCAUUCUCAGAUGUGGAAAAGCUCUCAAUGAGCGAAAAGCUGAAAUACGCAUCCAAUUCCGUGAUGUGCCUGGAGAUAUUUUUCAGCCUGGAUUGGUCAAGCGAAAUGAAUUGGUGUUCCGUGUCCAGCCAAAGGAAGCUGUAUACAUGAAAGUAAUGACCAAAGUUCCUGGUAUGGCAUUUAACUGUGAAGAAACAGAACUGGAUCUAACCUUUGAAAAACGCUAUGAGCAUGCCAAAUUUCCUGAUGCCUAUGAACGUCUUAUUCUGGACGUUUUCACUGGUUCUCAAAUGAACUUUGUUCGUUCCGAUGAAUUGUAUGAAGCUUGGAGAAUCUUCACUCCUCUCCUGAAGUCAAUUGACAAUGAACGCCCUACUAUUGUGCCCUAUGAAUUUGGCAGGUAA
Molecule: messenger RNA, 1467 nt
Organism: Acanthosepion pharaonis
Lineage: Eukaryota; Metazoa; Mollusca; Cephalopoda; Sepiida; Sepiidae
Source: the annotation of a GenBank genome assembly